Olea europaea var. sylvestris is the source of this 4411-nucleotide messenger RNA. RefSeq lists its product as uncharacterized. Lineage: Eukaryota; Viridiplantae; Streptophyta; Magnoliopsida; Lamiales; Oleaceae. Bases 200 to 3835 code for a protein of 1211 amino acids. The record is from RefSeq and is a predicted model, not a curated record. The transcript has 15 exons.
GUUACUGUUUCCUUUUCUCUCUCUACGUUUUCUCCGUGUUUCUCUCUUCAAUAUCUCUCGUUCGACGAAUGCAGAUUUGAAAUGACUUUGGCUAGCCCGACUCCAGUUUUGCUGGGGGCUAUGAGAGUGGACCUAGAGGGAAUUAGUCUGAUCCAAGUUUGAAUAGGUCUGGAAGCUUAGAGAGGGUGUAGAGAGUAGAAUGUUUGGUUCUGGGAAGACUACUUCUAGGGGGAGUGCUAUGUCAGCUGGGGACAAUCAUGAAUUGUCUCAAAGUCUGAUGUUGGAGCCAAUCAUUAUGGGUGAUCAAAAGUAUCCACGGUCAGUUGAGUUAAGGAGGAUUCUGGAGUUUUCAGUGGGAAGCAGCUUAGAGGACAAUCCUUUUGGUGCCGCUCAUCUGAAGACUUCACCUCCAGUAGUUGUGAAGGAAUUAAAACGAUUUAGAGCUAGUGUUGCCGACACUCGUGUCAAAGCUAGUGUUAGAGCCAAAAAGCUGGACGAGCAUUUAAAUAAAUUGACCAAGUAUCUUGACUCCAUGACCCCUAAGAAGCAGCAUCGGAAUGAGCUAUUGACUGAUGAUCGAUCAACUGGUUCAAACUUAAAGAUGGGAACCCAGAUGCUUCGUAGACCUUCGGAACUUGUAGCUCUUAAAUUCGAGGAUGGACGUAAGAAUAUAUUUUUGAAUAAGCGUUUAAGGACAUCAAUUGCAGAAACUCAGGCAGAAUUACGGGAUAAUGGAUCACUUCGGCAGCCUUUGGCAAUGGCAAAAGAAAGAGGCCUGGUUAAAGAUAGUAGUGCAGAUGCAGAUAUUGUUGAGGAAAGGAUUAGAAAAUUACCUGCUGGCAGAGAAGGUUGGGACAAGAAAAUGCGAAGCAAACGCUCAGUUGGUGCAGUCUUUUCGAGACCUAUCAACUCUGAUGUGGAACUGAAACGAACUAUGCAUCAUAAGCUGAUCAAUGAACCUGCUGGUGGUAACAAGUGGGACCCUAUAUCGUCUCCUGCUGGUUCUAGUGCUCACGCAACACCAAAAACUGAACAAGAAAAAUCUGUUCUUUCAAAGGAUCUUCAUCUUGGACAGAAUAAGGGGCGAGUCUUAGGAAAAGGAAACAUACAGUUGAAUAAAGGUGAGGAAAAUCUUGCCGUCUGUCCUAGUCCAGUAGUAAAAGGGAAGGCCUCCAGGGCGCCUCGAAGUGGCUCUACACGUGGAACUAAUUCAGCUUCCUAUGUUCCCCGGUUAUCUGGAGCUUUGGAAAGCUGGGAACAAACUCAAGGUGUAAACCAAAAUCCUUCAAUUGGAAGCUCUAACAAUCGGAAGCGUGGUAUACCGACAGGAUCAUCCUCUUCAUCCAUCACUCAUUGGGUUGGGCAGAGGACACAGAAGAAUACCCGUACAAGGAGGACAAAUCUUGUGCCAGUAUCAAACCAUGAUGAAGCACAGAUGCAAUCUGAAGAAUGUUCCCCUUCAGAUCUUAGUGCUAGAUUAAAGUCUGGUGUAACCAAUGUUUCCCUUCUUUCUAGAAGCGCAGCCACUGGAACUCAUAAUUUCAAAAACAAUAAUUUUUCUUCCCCUGCUAGAUUAUCUGAAAGCGAAGAAUCUGGGGCAGGUGAGUACAGACUAAAGGAGAGAGGUGUAGGGAGUGUAGACAUGGAAGAAAAAGAUGAAAAUGGUGCUCAAAACAUUGUGUCUUCAGCAAUUCUUACAAAGAAGAACAAAAUUUUUGUUGAAGAAAAGAGAAGUGAUGGUGGACAGAGACAAGGCCAGAGUGGAGGUGUCUUGCCAUUUUCUAGGCCUAGUAUUUCACCUAGGAGAGAGGAGUUAGAUAAGGCAGUCACAACCAAGCUACUGCGAAGUGCUAGGUCCGGUUCUGACAAGAAUGGAAGUAAGUCAGGCCGUCUUCUGAAGAAGCUAUCUGAUCGUAAAGGUUUCUCUCGUCUUGUCCAUGUGGCAAAUGGAGGUUCCCUUGACUUUAAUGGGGAAUCAGAGGAUGAUCGUGAAGAGCUUUUAGAAGCUGCAAAUUUUGCUUGCAACUCUAGUGUCCUUGCCUGUUCGAGCCCAUACUGGAAGGAAGUUGAGCCAUUGUUUGCUUCUAUUAGUCCAGAUAAAAGAUUGCAUUUAUCACGACAGCUGAAAUCGGCAGAUGAAUAUUCUGGAAGCUUGAAUAAUAUAUUUGGCCCUGGAAAUAAUAUUCAAUGGAAAAUGGCUGACCAUGGGCAUGAAGAAAUUUCUGCCUCUGAUUCGCUCUCUAGUGAGAGGAAUGGACACAAGAACAAUCAAAUCAAGUUAAAAGAUUCUUCUGAGGAAUUUGUCCAGCAACUGCAAGAUUCCUCUCUGUUUCGAAACCUAGAUGUAGAAGGACGCACUCCACUUUAUCAAAGGGUUCUAUCAGCUUUAAUUGUGGAAGAUGAAAUUGAAGGAUGCAAAGAAAAUAGAUUUGGAAGAUCAAGGAGUUCAUCUGAUGAUCUACGCAUCAUUGUUGAUUCUGAAAAUAAAGAUAGGUCUCUACAGCACUUCUCUCAGAAAAACAGUAACCCAAAUCAAUUUUUCUCUUGCAAUGGAAAUAGUGACAACAACAGAGUCCACAGUGCUCAAGUGCAUCUGUGCAACUCUGAACUGCUACAUGGUGAGGGCAGAUAUGAGCAUUCAGAGGUUGAAGUGUUGGCUAGACUUUCAAGGCGUGAUCAUGGUCCACGAAGUUCUCAGACAAAAAAAAAUGGCAUAUCUUCCUCUGAUUACCAAUACGAUGAGAUGUGUCUUGAAGACAAGCUUGUACUGGAGCUGCAGAGUGUUGGUCUGUAUCUUGAAACCAUGCCUCCCUUGGAUGAUAAAGAAGACGAAGUAAUCAACCAGGAAAUUGUGCAACUAGAGAGAGGACUUCAUCAAAAGAUUGGAAAGAAGACAAAGUGCCUGGAUAAAUUGUACAAGGCUAUUCAAGAAGAAAAUGAUGCAGAAAGACGGAAUCCUGAGCAGGUUGCUAUGGAUAAACUUAUUGAGUUGGCAUACCAAAAACUUUCGGCAACUCGAGGAAGCUUUGCUUCUAAACAUAGAAUUGCCAAAGUGUCUAAACAAUCUGCAUUUGCAUUUGCCAAGAGGACACUUUCCAGAUGUCAGAAAUUUGAAGAUUCAGGAGAAAGUUGCUUUGCUGAGCCUUCACUCCGGGAUAUUCUUUACGCUGCACCUCCCCAUGCCAAUGAACUGGAGCGGCUUCCUAAUGCUAAUCUGGCAGUUGCUAAUGGCUCCUUACCUGGUUGUACCAAUGGGAGUUCGGUAGAUGUGUCCGAGACUUCAGGACAUCAAUUUGAUCACGACUCUGCUAAAAAUGGACCAAUAUCCAACCAAGAAAAGAAAAAGGAAGUAUUGCUUGAUGAUGUUGGUGGUGCAGUUUUUAGAUCAACAUCUACUCUAGGCAUUUCUGGUUAUACAAAGGGAAAGAGAAGUGAGAGAGACAGAGAUAGAGAAACUUCAAUCAGAAAUCCAGCUUCCGAAAGUGGGCACUCGUCAAUGGGCGGCUCUAAGGGUGAACUUAAAACGAAAUCAAAGCCAAAGCAGAAGACAGCUCAGCUUUCCACAUCAGGAAAUGGAUUUGUCAGAGAUGUUAGAUUAAUAUCUUCUGGUAAUGGCUCUCUGGAUUCAUCAAAGGAGACAAAGAAAUCAAUGGACUUCCCAAAUUUGCCACUGAAUGAUAUAAAUUCUGUAGAACUGGGGGUAGAUUCUGAUAUUGAAGUAACGCAUGAUUUCAGUUCUUUGUUCAAUUUUGAUGAGGAUGAGUUACAAGACCAUGAUUCCGUAGGCCUCGAGAUACCUAUGGAUGACCUGUCAUCUAUUGUGUUUGAUCAUUGAUAGCAAGUUGUACAGGUUGGGGAAUAUUUAACUGGUUACAGAGGAGCGACAUUUUUCAUUUUUCUUUCCUGGUUAUUGAGGGGUUGGCUCAGCUUAAGAUGUCUCGGCCAAAGUGGCAAUUGUAAUUAUGUGAUUCUUUUGUACACUGCCCUUCAGUGUUCAGAAAAUCCUUUUCAUUUGUCUUCGAGACAAUGUUUCCUUAUGAAAAGUAUGAAAAAUUUAGAUAGUGCUCUGUUAAAUAAUCUAGAAUUGUUUCAAGCAUAUGAAUCCCACUAGCUUUCUAUGUAUAUUAAUGUUUGAUGAAGGCAUUUUGCCAAGAGACGUCUUAUUAAGGACUAAUUGAGGCAUAACAUUUCUAUUUGGUGGCAGUUCAGAUUUCCUGGGAUGGCAGUUUGCAGCAGUAGUUCUUUCAUUGGUAAACAAGUGUGCAGUACAGCUAAGAUGAUAUAGUGAGAUCUGAUCAUAAUGUCAAGGUAAAAGUGCCACAUCCCAAACAUGUUUGGUUAUCAAUAUUGGUCCAGACUGACUGUACUAUGAAUAGAAAGUUAUUUACAAGUCAAUUUUACUUAGUUUUAA